AUGGAGCUACAGGACCUUCUAUCCAGGCAUGCCCUUACCGUCUUGAACUCCUGGCAUGACCCCACACCAGCUACGUACCACGGCCCCACAGGUGACACCCAAAUCGACUUCAUUGCCACGAGGCACCGUACUGCAGGAGGCCGGGCAAAGUGGGCCCGUGCUAUCACAGGGUUUCCGAUAGGGGCGCAUAGGCUUUCGGGUCACUACCCAGUGUAUGCUCAGCUCCCCGUGCUGCCGUUCUACUUGUCUCAGCCUCAUCAAUCCACCGCUUCCAGCUAUGACAAGCUGGCACUGCAGCAAGCCUUCAGAGAGCAGUCCCCUCGCGCCGAGGUCCUGCGACAACGUGUCGCGGACCGCCUGCAUGAGAUCCCCACCGAGGAUCUGCUGCAAAUGCAAAAGCAAGUCAAUCAUAUGCUCCUGCAGGAGACCGCCUCGGUCUUCCCUGCUCGCAAAGCUCGCAAAGCAGCCGACACCCGCAUCAGUGCGGACCCUGAGUUUCAAAUCUCAGCCCGUCGCACUUGGCAGCUUUACCGAUUGGCUAAGAAAGCAUGUGUUUGCACCCUCCAAGGCAUUUGGAGGCAGUGGCACCGUGUGGCCCAGUUUGCCAAAGCCUCAUCUCAACUCAGACUGCAAAGCAAACAAAUCAAGCGUGCCCAGAUGUUAGCACUUGUGGAUACGGCCGAGACUGCUGCAGCCAAGGGAGAUCAGCGAGUGCUUUAUGAGGUGGUCCGCAGACUCACGCCAAAAACUCAGCUUCGCUUCUCCAGGCUUAAAUCGCAUGACGGCCGGUUGCUUGCCUCACAGGAGCAGAUUGGGGCCAUCCAGGACCAUGGCAAGGAAACCUUCGCAUCCCAAAUGGACGAACAGCCGCCUUCUCACCUUCCGGCAGACUUUGAAGUGGACGUUGCAACAGUGAGCCACGAACUCUCUAGGCUUGGAGCGGGCAAAGCAGUGCCAAAACACGUGGCUCCUGCCUCAGCGUGGCGGAUCUGUGCAGCCCUCCUGAGCCCCAUCAUAGGCCACGGUAUCCGAACCCACUUUAAACAGGGAGCCCCGGGUAAACUUGAGGCCGACUGGCGAGACACACAUGUGGUUUGGCUCGCUAAGCCCAAUAAACCCCCCGUGGCGGUUUCUAACAUGCGACUUAUUGGCCUGCAAUGCUCCACCAGUAAGCUUCUAGCGGGUCUCCUCCGAUCCCAGCUGAUUCAACAUCUGUAUCCACUUCUCCAGCACUUACCCCAGUUUGCCUUUACGAAAGCCCGGGGCACAGCAGAUGCGCUCCUUCGAGCGCACUCGCAUUUUGUUGAGGUGAGCACCAUCCUUCAGCAAGCCAGGGUGAACCGAUUCCAGCUCCAGGCCGGGAAAUCUCAGCAGCCAUGCACAGGAGGGAUCUGCCUUUCGUUGGACUUGUCCCGGGCUUUUGAUGGAGCUAACCGUCCUUGUAUAUACGAAGCCCUCAGAACCCACGGAGUCCCGCCUACAAUCAUCCACAUCGUUCAAGCUCUUCACUUUGAAGCUCGCUACCAUUACCGAGUGGGGGAUGCCACGGGAUUCACCACCACUUCGAACGGCAUCAAACAAGGGUGUGUCAUUGCCCUGCUGCUCUGGUCAUACUACACGGUGACCUUCAUGCUCCUCCUGCGGGAGCGUCGCAGCCCCCAAUGGCUGGAGAGAAUCCUUACAUUGUUUGCUGAUGACUGCUGGGGAGACUGGACAAUCUCAAACGAACAGGAGUUUUUAGCUGCCAUUGCUGAUUUGCAACUCAUCUUCGAAACCUUGGAAUCCCUGCAUAUGACCAUCAACUAUCACAAGACGGCAAUCUUGCUCCGACUUGUUGGCCGGGAUGCUAGCAGAAUACGUCGAGCUGCCACCUUCAUGGCGAUCCUGAAACUGCCUGCCCACCUCACCCAUGUAAAUACUGCCACGGUGUGGGAACGUGCGGGUCUUGAUCAGCCAGGCACUGUUCUCCAACGUACCCUACAGCACUUCAAGGACAGACUUCAGUCACAGGCCGCAGCGACCCCAAAUAUCACCACCACCGCCGUAGUCUUUGCCAGGCUGACCGCGCUCCAGUCCGGCCUUGACGAAGCCCAGCAGCAAGAGGCCCAGCACAUCAGCCAAGAGCCAGCUACACCAGCACUGGUCAGCUGUCCCAGCUGUGAUGCUACCUUUGUGAGCGAAAAUGCGAUGAGGAUCCAUGCCAAGCUGGCACACAAAAUUCUUCCGGCAGCCGCUGCUGUUGCCACCCCUCCGACGGCACAAACAGACCUCUUCGAAGGACAAAAAGUCGAACAUUUGCCGCUGAUCAUGAGAGACACUUUCAUUCGGAAGCUUGAUCACUGGGAGCAGUGGCUUACUGUUGCGCCACUGAUGAAGGAGCUUCAAAACCACUGUUCAAUCUGCCACCAGUGGAUCGCGGACUUCAGACAUGUGCGACAGCAUAUUCAUAAAGUGCACAAGGAAGCAUACGGUCACCUGUUUGAACAAGAAUUGGGCCCACUCGAAUCGGACAUAUUCGCUCACUGCUACAACGUGGGGCCGGUGCCAAGCAUGAUGUCGCACCGGGCGACAAAGCGGCAGCGACCAGAACAGCACCCGUUUCAGAACCGAUUCUCCUCUUUCCCUCCCAGGGGAGGAGGGCCACCGCAGCAGAUGCAGCAGAUGUAUCAGGUACCUCAGGAGAGAGACCCCAUCAGGCUGAUGAGCCGCAUCAUCUUGCAGCAGGAAGAAACUAUAUGUCAUCUUCGCAACGAGAAGUGCUUCAUUAUGUUUCUUCGGCACGAUCAGGAAGGGAUCUUGCAACAGUUAAUGGCAGUGUCCAAAGAGUGGAACGAGAAGAAAGAGAAGACACCGGAUCAGCUCACCUCCCCGCUCCGAACCCUGCUAUUGCAGUCGAUGCUUCAGGAACUUCUCAACCGUGCCCAGAAGGAAGUUGCGACUCCGGAAGGACGGGCGAAGCAGCUCACUCAGGACAACCGGCCACCCAUCCAGCAUGCCGACCUGGUCAGACUGCUCACCUGGAUGCUGAAGGAGCUCCGGGGGGACAUCAUACAGACUUUCAAGUCGAUGCCUUCCCUCCAAAAGAUCAAUACCCAGACCGUGCAGUCGUCAACCUUCAAGCUCGAGAUCUCGCUGAGGGGUCAAACCUCACUGGAGAUGCACGAAGCCUUUGCCAAGCUGGCAGCAUGUUCGGUGACUCAUCUUGUCGGGAUCUCCCUCAAGCGGGACAGCCUCCCGCAGUCCCACUUGGCGCGACAGCUCGCUGACAUCACAUUCCGCCGUCGCUGA
Messenger RNA from Symbiodinium sp. CCMP2592, 3288 nucleotides. The record is from the annotation of a GenBank genome assembly. Lineage: Eukaryota; Dinophyceae; Suessiales; Symbiodiniaceae.